AUGUCCACAAACCCCUCCCUUCAAGAGACGCCCCAGAUUCGUCUCAAUUGCGGGCGACAGAACCCAUUUGCUGAUUCCGACGACCCCUAUGUGCCAGUACCACCACAGCACCAGAUUGGGCGGGCACUGACCCCCGGGAUGGUACAGUCGCCGUCCGAUGCCACAUUGCAGACGACAUGGGGUUCGCCCACUCCCCAAGAAUCAACAGAGUUCUUAAUACCCCCCAAGCCGUAUCCCCACAAGGAACUGUACCAAUCCCGGUCACCGGAUCUGUCGAUUCGGUCGCGGCGCACGAGCUGGAGUUCAGAGGCAGCCAGUUAUGAUGCUCGGGGGUAUUCAUACACUCGUUUCGAUGAAUCUCGGGCGCCGUCGCGUGCAGGGAGUGAUGAGAAUGAUGUGAACACACAAACAGUGACGGAAAAGUACAACAUAAUGCCAACAGAAGGAUUGUUAUUGUUUCCGGAGGAUGUGGAGAAAGAUGACUACUUGCAUAACCCGGAUCCAAAUGAUCGGGAUAUUGAUUGUGAUGUGUGGAAUCGGCGGGGACUGAUCAAUCUGGGUGGACUGCUACUCAUAACAGUGGGCUUUGUCGUGCUGUUUGUUGCCUAUCCGGUGAUAUCGGCUGUGGGCGGGGUAGAGAAAGCAGCCCAAUCGAACUGUGACCCUGAUGAUUCCUUAUGUGUCGACGUCGGGGACCAAGCAGGACUCACCAAAUUACGAACGGGAUUGAUCGACCCAGACACACCGGCUUCUGCGAUGACAAAGACAUCAGCAGACGGCAAGGAAUGGCAUCUGGUGUUUUCCGACGAGUUCGAAACCCCUGGUCGGUCCUUUUAUGACGGUGACGACCCUUAUUAUCAGGCCAUGGAUUUCUGGUAUGGUUGGUAUGACCCGGACGCAGUCACGACGAAAGAUGGAAGCUUGGAGAUCCGAUUCGAUGCCUUCACCAACCACGAGCUGGGGUAUCGUUCAGGAAUGGUGCAGAGUUGGAAUAAGCUGUGCUUCUCGGGUGGUCGCUUGGAGGCCAGUAUCUCCUUGCCCGGCGCUGGGGAUGUAUCUGGGUUCUGGCCUGGCUUCUGGGCGAUGGGCAACCUAGGCCGACCGGGCUAUGCUGCGACUACCGAUGGGAUGUGGCCCUACAGCUACUACGACCGAUGCGAUGCCGGCAUCACGCCCAACCAGAGCUCCACCGACGGGAUCAAUUUCCUCCCCGGCAUGCGUUUACCGGCUUGCACUUGCAAUGGCACCGACCAUCCGUCCCCGGGCAGAUCCCGCGGCGCCCCCGAAAUCGAUGUGAUUGAGGCCAGUGUGGGCGCUCUGAACAACAACCCGGACGCCGUUAUUGGCACCGUGUCCCAAAGUUUGCAGAUGGCUCCGUUCGACAUUUGGUACAUGCCUGACUACGAGUACACGGCCGUGUACGACCCCCAUAUCACGGAGAUCAACACCUACCGAGGAGGACCGUACCAGCAAGCCAUGUCUGGCCUCACCAACCUCAACAACAAGUGGUACAAUGGCACCGAGUACCAAGUUUAUGCGUUCGAGUACACCCCCGGUGCCGUGGGCAACGUGACCUGGUUUGUGGGCCAGGAUAAGACCUGGACCCUGGACGGGCGAGCCAUUGGACCCAACGGCAACGUCGGCCAGCGGAUGAUCCCCAUGGAGCCAAUGUCGAUUGUGAUGAACCUGGGUAUGGCGUGGAGUUUUGCCCCGAUCAACGACACGAUCCGGAGCUACCUGCCUGGGUUCAUGCGGUUCGAUUACAUUCGGAUCUACCAGGACCCGAACAACAUCAGUGUCACCUGCGACCCACCGGGCUACGAGACGACGGACUACAUUGCCAAACACCCGAACGCUUACAACGACCACAACCAAACCUCAUGGGCUGAUGCCGGAUAUGAAUGGCCCACGAACACACUCAUGAACGGGUGCUAG
Aspergillus ibericus CBS 121593 is the source of this 1935-nucleotide messenger RNA. Its product is annotated as SKN1/KRE6 family beta-glucan synthesis-associated protein. The record is from RefSeq and is a predicted model, not a curated record. NCBI's taxonomy places the organism in Eukaryota, Fungi, Ascomycota, Eurotiomycetes, Eurotiales, Aspergillaceae. Gene Ontology annotation, cellular component: endoplasmic reticulum membrane; plasma membrane. Bases 1 to 1935 code for a protein of 644 amino acids. Gene Ontology annotation, biological process: (1->6)-beta-D-glucan biosynthetic process; fungal-type cell wall organization. Gene Ontology annotation, molecular function: glucosidase activity. The transcript has 6 exons.